Oryzias latipes (Japanese medaka) is the source of this 5427-nucleotide messenger RNA. It is a transcript of the gene prom1a, whose product is annotated as prominin 1a. Gene Ontology annotation, molecular function: cholesterol binding. Lineage: Eukaryota; Metazoa; Chordata; Actinopteri; Beloniformes; Adrianichthyidae. The record is from RefSeq and is a predicted model, not a curated record. Gene Ontology annotation, cellular component: cell surface; cilium; apical plasma membrane.
CAGGAGGAGCGCGUCUCUGUGUACCAGUGCUUCGAGCUCACGCUUGGCUGCGCGCGGCCGUCAUUUAGCGCAUCCCCGUGCUGCUCAGCGAUGCCGUUGGAGAGGACGGGACGCGCACGCAUAUCUCGGUGACACGGAACCGCACGGAGCGCAUGGAGAGCUGAGAACGGGGAAGAGCAGCAGGUUUCCGCGGGAAACAUGUCCACAGCGGGCCGCUUCGAGCUCAGCAGCCCGUUAGGAGCCGCGCUUUACCCACUGGAAGACUUGUUUUAGGAAAAGCACCGCGUCUUUGCGUCCGCUUCAGCGCGAUAAGCAGCACAAGACAAGUCACAGUCCGGUUUUCUCGCCCCCCGGAUUUCGGUCCAGUUCUUCCCUGGCAGCAUGUUGGAGAUCGGGACUCUGCUGCUGCUGCUGCUGUCGGUGUUUUCUGCGUCCGGUGAACUCCAGCAGGAGACGGAGCAACGGAGGCUUCCACCCCCGGGAAAGUUGGAUUUCGGUUAUGUGCCUGCGGGAGUUUACGAGACUCUGGCCCAUUAUGAGCCGGGACCCAUCGGGAUUCUGUUCCACUUGGUGCAAAGCUUCCUGCGCGCAGUGCAGCCCAACGCUUUCCCUCACGAUCUUAUCAUUAAACUGGCAAAAGACAAGUUUGGAGCCAUUCAGGCAGAAUAUCAAAAGCCAGAGAACAUUGUGCUGACUCUUCAGGCCAUCUACUAUGAGGUAGGCUUCCUGGUGUGUGCCGCCGUGGGGCUGCUCUUCGCCGUCCUCAUGCCCGUCGUGGGGCUGUUUUUCUGCAUGUGCCGCUGCUGUGACAACUGCGGCGGCGAGAUGCACCAACGCCAGAGGAAAAACGCAGACUGCCGGCGCGGUCUGCUGGGAACGCUCCUUUUCUCCACGUCGCUCGUCAUCACGAUUGGGGUGUUGUGUUCAUAUGCUGCCAACCAGAACCUGAGCUCACAGGUGAAGAAUAUUCGACGGCUGGUCAACAGCAACAUGAGAGACCUGCACACCUUUGCUAAUGACACACCAAUGCAAAUUGAUUACCUAAUAUCUCAAUAUGCAACAGCCAAGAAGAAAGUCAUCUAUGACCUAAAUAAUAUAGGUCCACUGCUGGGGGGCAGGAUACAGACAGAGCUGCAUAAGGAAGUCCAUCCUGCCCUGGACCAAGUUCUUAAUAUGGCCGGAGUGAAAAUCCAGAGAGCCAUCAAAGCCAUGCGAGAAACCAAGGAGGCCCUGGAGAAUGUCAGCGUGUCCCUUGUUGUCCUCCAAGAGGGAACUGGGAAACUCAGCUCUGACCUGAGCCAGGUCCGCAGCAGCAUCAACAGAACCCUCAGUGACCCAGACUGCUAUGAUGAAGAGUCAGACGCCACCACAGUCCAGCUCUGCCACAGCAUCCGCCAGUCACUGCCACAACUGCAGAUUGGUGCAAAUUUCACACGGCUGCCCAACGUAAACUCUCAGCUUGAAAGAAUAAAUGGAGUGGUGAAAACAGACCUCAGUGCUGUUGUCCAGAGGGGCUUCUCCUCUUUGAACGACACCCCAGACAUGGUGAUGGAACAGACGCGAAGUGUUGUCGACAGUGUGCAAAGUUUGAUGGAUGGGAUUGGCAACAACAUCAGCACCUUCUCCAAAGUAUUUCCUGUUCAGAGUUUCCUCUCCAACUACACCAUCUUCAUCAGCCAUGCACACGCCAAGAUCGAGGACUGCUACCCAGAAAUUGACAAAAUUGACUUCUACAGGUGGAUAGGCUGCAUUGCCCUGUGCUGCAUGGUGGUUUUGGUGUUGGCCUUCAACUACCUGGGACUCCUGUGUGGCACCCUGGGAUACGACAAACACGCCUCGCCAACAACACGAGGAUGCAUCUCCAACACAGGAGGAACUAUGCUUAUGGCAGGCGUUGGGUUUAGUUUCAUCUUCUCCUGGGUGCUGAUGGGAGUGGUCACAGUCCUGUUCUUGGCUGGAGGAAACAUGGAGAAACUCGUCUGUGAGCCGUUCCACAACAAAGAGCUCUUCAAGGUUGUGGACACGCCGUAUCUAAUCAACCCAGAGUGGAAGAACUUCAUCCCUGGUUACAUGUACAACGACUCGGAGCUGGAGCUGACGGUGGAAAGCUUGUACAGCACUUGUAAACAGAAUAGAGGCAUCUAUUCUGCCAUGCGUCUGGACAAAAUCUUCAACAUGUCGUCUUUCCUGAACACGACUCUGUUCACUAAGGAUGUGGUGGACAAGCUGGAAGGGGUUAAGAUUGACUUGAGAGGGAUAAUCCUGUUGGAGGCAGAUGGGAAGCAGAACCUCAGGGAUUUCUCUGAAGUUGGGCUAUCAGAGAUCAACUAUGCCGACUACCUGGAAGAGGUGAAUAAAGGAGUCACUGAGGUCGAUUUGCUCUCAUUCACCAGAGAGCUGGAGUCUCAGACAGACCUCAUGCCCAGGGGUCCUCUGCAGACCGCCCUGAAAAACCACGUUGGGACUCUGCAGCAGAUCCACAAGCAGCAGGUCAUCCCCAUGGAGCAGACCUUGAAAUAUGUUAGAGCAAGGAGCGCUCUUAAUCAGAGUAUGAGGUUCCUCGAAAGAACAGCCUCUGACCUUUCAAACAAAGUCAUAGCUGUUCUAGAUGCUGUUGAAGCUGCUCAGUACCUCAUCUCCCAGAAUGUUACACUUUUAAUCAAUCAGGAAACACGAAAAUACACUGCGACCAUAAUUGGCUACUUCCAUCAAUACAUAGAAUGGGUGAAAACAUCUUUGGCAGUGGAGGUAGCCCCAUGCAAACCAUUCAGCAACAUCCUGGACACGGCGGAGAUCAUGUCCUGUAGCUUCCUGGUGGACUCCAUGAACGUUUUCUGGAUGGGUCUAGGCUGCAGCACGCUGUUCCUGCUCCCCAGUGUCAUCUUAGCCGUUAAACUAGCCAAGUAUUACCGCAGGAUGGACACAGAGGAUGUUUAUGAUGAUAUGGAAAUGGGUAAUAAUGGUUAUCAUAGGGAGAUCUUACAAGGAGUUCCAAACGCUGCGAUGUCCAGCAUCCCUACCUAUGAUACCAUGAACAGGUUCCCACGGGCCUCAGCCCCUCCGAGGCACAUCGACUGGUGACAAAGAGCUGGUUCUUGUUUUAGCUCCUGACAGUGCUUUGGAAAACUGGAACUAAAGAACACAACAGGCUGUCAUGUCAACAUUUCUGCUCAAGAACAAAAGCUUUUUUCCCAGUGGAUGAAAACACCUCCAACAACAGGAAUUCCUGCAGGGGAUUUUUUUUAAUCCAUUGAAAUUUCUCAGACUGGUUCGUUUGUUGCCUGCAGAACAGCAAACUCCUCCCGUCUGGAUCAACUGUGAGCCUGGCUUGUUCUGCAUUUUUUUUGAAAGAAUUGCAUUGUCUGUGUUUACAUUUAUUCAGGCUGACAUCAGUUUCAACCAGAGGUUUAUGUUUAUUUUGCUGAAGAAGUCACAGCAAGACAAGGAGAUGUUGAUUUUUGCCUUCACUUCUAAUGGAUGGAACAUUUUCACAUAGUAAAAAAUGGGUCAUUUUGUUUAAAAAUACUGGUGAUGAAACUGAAUCAGUGUUUUUUUGUUGAAAAUGCACAUUCUUUUGAACGGAAGUGUGUGCGAGGCUGACUGACAUUCAGAACAAAGCUUGCAGGGCUUUAAAAGAAAACUAAGGAGAACUUUGAAAUGUUACAUAAAAGCUUGUCCUUGCUGGUUACAGACACCCUGUAUUCAACUGCUGCCUAUUAGAUUCAUGUUUCACUCUGAAUUUUUACAGAUUUGUUCCUCAGUAGAGAAAAAUAACAUCCAUAUUGCAGAUGCUGCAUGAUGAAUUAUAUUCAUCUAAACCUGUAGCACCUUGUCAUGUCAAGUGUUUACACUGACAUUUUUCUUCUAAGAAAAUGACUUCAUUCACAGAAAAUAAGACCAUAUUCUUAUGGAUCAUUCCUCAUCAGAUGAUGCCUUCUGACCUAAAAAAAUAGUGAAAAAAAUAGUUUGUGUUUUUUUUCAAUAAUUACAUAAUAAACAAACAUCAAAACAAAAUCCCAUCACAACCAUAACCAUAGUGGAAGCAUAUUUUCUUUUAAAAUCAAAACUAUAGUACAGAUCGUUUGUGCAGUUUGGGUUAACAAAAUGCUAAGUGUUUUAGUUUCCCAGUGUGAAUCUAUGACUGAUUUUAAGUUCACUGGUAUUUUUAGUGAGUUUUCAUUUGCUGUCAAAGUAGUGAGAUAUUAAAUUGAAUACUUAACUCUCAAGCCAAAUUUGUUCAUAAAGGUCCAUCAUUGAUGCUUUUGCUUAUUUUUCAGAUGCUUUUGUAACUAUUUGUAGUUUUGAAAUAUGAAACAAGUGCAUGUAUUCAAGAGCUUUGUUUUCUUUUCUAUUGUUGCUUUAUAAAGACAAGUUAUGCUGAAAUCUGUCUUAUAAUAUUUUGGGCAACCUGCCUCCUUCUGCCCGCCUCGCCUUCAUGUUUACAGGUUAGAUUUUCAGCUGCUGUAAGUAGAGAAAAAAAUAUAAAUUAUACAUAAACAACUGUUAGAAGCUUGCAAUCAGUCUGGGUGGUAAACGCAUGCUCUAUUGUUCCACCGCUUCAGUCAGUGCAGUCUGAAAACAAACUGUCCAUCAUAACACUCAGAAUCCAGUUUAUGUUGACAGAAUAAAUUCAAUUCAUUGAUUAUUUUGUUUGAUUGAGGAGAAAAAUGUCAAAUAUCUUUGAAUGUUUACAUUUCUGUUAAAAGAUCUGAAGAAAAACUAGCAACACUUUUUUAUAAUAUGACAAGAGUCUCAUUAAAGCUUCAGCAGUUCCACAUAGCUCAUCAUGUGAUUCUGCAACUACCAACUCUGUUUUAAAGAUUUGAAUUGAACUUGUUAGGAUGUCUUACAGUUUUUCUCCAUUGGUUCGGCUCAUUUCUUGAAACAGAAAUUACAUUCUCAAAAUUCUUUCGUUGGCAAAACAGUCUUACAGUUCAGCACAACACUAUAGCUCACUUGCAAAAUCUAAUAUAUCUCCCAAAACUGUUCACUCAUGCUUCAAAACUAAAUUCCUUUCCCAUGUAAACAGUCAGUGCCACCAAAAUGGCAAAGAUCUUUCUCAAUUGCUUUGGCUCAUUUCUUGAUCAGACAGGACGUUCUCAACACUCUUGGUGCUUUUGUCAAAAUAAUAUGGAUGGUUCAGCACAACACCAUGGUUCACCUGCAAAAGCUUAUAUCUCUCCCAAAACAAUUCACUCGUGUCAAAACUAAGUUUCCUUCUCAUUUAAACAGUCAGUGCCUCCAAAAUACUUUGUCCCUUUGGCAUUGUGUAAGCACUGCAAGUCAAAAUGAGUAGAUGUUUGGUCACUAUAGCAGAGGAGGACCAUUGAAAUAACCCUCAUGUCCACCUUUAUUGACAAUGGUUGUUGUACUGUUUUGUAUAGCUAACAGAAUUUUUUUUUUUAUGAAACUGAAAAAAAAAAAAAA